Molecule: messenger RNA, 1452 nt
Organism: Exophiala dermatitidis NIH/UT8656
Lineage: Eukaryota; Fungi; Ascomycota; Eurotiomycetes; Chaetothyriales; Herpotrichiellaceae
Product: retrograde regulation protein 2
Exons: 7
Coding region: 1-1452 (483 amino acids)
Biological process (GO): transmembrane transport
Cellular component (GO): membrane
Molecular function (GO): transmembrane transporter activity
Source: RefSeq, a predicted model, not a curated record
AUGGCGAAAGCGGUCGAGAAUCAAAAUCAACCCGAGCUGGGGAUGGGUGAUGAGAAGACAGGUUCGGAGAUCGUGCACAUUGAAGGCUACGAAAGUAGCUUGUCACCAGCCGAGCAGAAGAAGAUCAUACGUCGCAUUGAUUUCCGACUAUUGCCCAUAUUGGGCAUCAUGUACUCCAUCUCCCUAGUCGACAGAACCAAUCUUGGAUUGGCCCUCGUGGCCGGCAUGGCAGAGGACCUCGAGCUCACGGUCGGAAACCGGUAUACCGUGCUCGUCAUGAUCUUUUUCGUGGCAUACAUGUGCUUCGAAAUCCCGAGUAACUUGGUUCUGCCUCGCGCAGGUGCUGCCAACUGGCUUACCUUCCUGGGCGUGUCAUUCGGCGCCAUUCUUAUCGGCAUGGGCUUCACCAAGUCCUGGGGCACGAUGGCUUUGUGUCGAGCAUUGCUGGGUAUUACUGAAGCGGGAUUUUUGCCAGGCUGCACAUAUCUCAUCACCUGCUGGUACAAGCGAUAUGAAGUCGGCAAGCGCCUGUCAGCAUUUUGGAUCAUGUCGUGCAUCACAACCGGGUUCGCUGCGAUUUUUGCCUAUGUUCUGUCUUUGCUCAAGGGCACUGCCGGGCUGAACGGGUGGUCGUGGAUCUUCAUCAUCGAAGGCAUCAUCACCGUCGUAGUCUGCAGUAUCGGAUGGUUCAUCAUCAUCGACUUCCCUACAAAGGCCCACGGCUUCCUCAAACCCUCAGAACAAGCCUUUGUCAUCGAGCGCAUCAACGCCGACCGAGGCGACGCCGAAGAAGAUCAAAUCACACUCUCCGUCAUCCUCCACCAUCUGAAGGACUGGAAACUCUACUUCUGGGCCUUUAACCUCAUGUCCUCCACCCUCCCGGGCUACGCAUACUCUUAUUUCCUGCCCAUCAUUUUGAAAAACGGCAUGGGAUUCUCCUCCACGGAAAGUCAAUUGCUCAGUGCGCCUCCUUAUGUUCUUGCCGCCUUGAUUGCCUAUGGUUCCGGAUGGCUCGGCGACCGCUAUCAUAUUCGUGGACCUAUUAUUGCCGUUCAUCAGCUCCUCACUGCGGCGGGGAUGUUGAUUACUGUUUUUGCAGAGAGUAAUGGAGCCAGAUUGUUUGGGGCAUUUCUCGGUAUCGGGUUUCUUCAAUACUGCGUCCCCGGCGUCUUGACUUAUCAAGCCAACAAUAUCACGCGUCGGUCGAAGCGUGCCGUCGCCACCGCUACUUGCAUGAUGGGCGGCGGGCUGGGUGGGAUCAUUUCGGGCGUGGCGUUCAAAUCGAGUGAGAGCCCAAGGUAUCAGACCGGCAUCUGGACAACUCUCGCCAUGUCGAUUGUCAGCGUCAUCCUCAUCUGUAUCAUGUCGCUGCACUUUUAUCGCUGUAACUCGGCCGCCCGGGCUGGCAAGCGUCGUAAUGAGGACAUGGUCGACUGGUUCUAUACUUAUUAA